AAAUUUGAGGUAUCAUUCUCUCCUCACAACAUCUCCCUGCAUCUGCUCUGUGGCUCUGCAGAAGGAAAAGAGCGACUCGAAGCCUUCACUAGACUCGAAAAUGGAUGGGCAAGAUUCAGAUGAUCCAAAACAGAGCACUGCUGAUAUGACAGCGUUUGUACAAAAUCUCCUUCAGCAGAUGCAAUCCAGGUUCCAGGCAAUGUCCGACUCCAUCGUAACAAAGAUUGAUGAGAUGGGCAGCAGGAUAGAUGAGUUGGAGCAGAGCAUCAAUGAUCUGAGAACUGAGAUGGGUGUAGAGGGCUCCCCAUCAUCUUCUGGCGCCCCAAGGCCCAAGCCCGAAGAAUCCAAGUCUCCUGUUGAUUCAGCAUAAGGAUAGCAGUGGCAUGUUUUGUUUUAAACGGGUAGGCUUCUACUGCUCUGUCUCUUUUGUUCCCGGCUUUCUGAUUUUCAACCUGAAGACUGAUAAUUCUACUUUGAGAGGGUAUGAAUAUGUACCUGAGACUUGUAAUUAAGAUAUCUUGUGAUUCUUAAUGUCAGAUUCAUGGAUCUUUUUCUUUCCUUGAAUGCUAGAAGGUUUGGUCUGUAAUCUAUAUAUUUAGCAUCUUCUUUAAAACUUGAGA
Molecule: messenger RNA, 620 nt
Organism: Vitis riparia (riverbank grape)
Lineage: Eukaryota; Viridiplantae; Streptophyta; Magnoliopsida; Vitales; Vitaceae
Product: heat shock factor-binding protein
Exons: 5
Coding region: 101-370 (89 amino acids)
Biological process (GO): cellular heat acclimation
Cellular component (GO): cytosol; nucleus
Molecular function (GO): transcription corepressor activity
Source: RefSeq, a predicted model, not a curated record